AUGGCACAUUAUCGGGUAUUGACGGGCAACCAGGAUUGGUCGGCCGAACAACUGGACCCAAUGUACCGUUUAGCAACUCGCAACAAACCCAUAAGGCUCACGGUGCUCAUGGAGGCGCUGUGUCCCGAUUGUCAGCUGUGGAUUGUCGAAGAGUUCUAUCCGAAAGUUUUCAAAAACUUUGCCGAAUUCAUCAACAUUGAGUUCGUACCCUUUGGAAACGCGAAAAUCACGAACGGUACGAUUACGUGCCAGCAUGGCUCAGAAGAGUGCAAGAUCAAUCGCUUUGAAUCGUGUCUGAUCGAUGUUCUUCAAUCCCAGGACCAUUAUGUGCCUUUCAUUUACUGCAUCGAAAAUCAGCUCCAGAAGUGGACACCAAAUCAAUUACAUGCCUUUGUACAAAAAAAGUCUGGAACUAACGUCUCCAUGUACCGACUGAUUUCGCAAUGGGAAAUCGUCUCAAUUCAUAACAACGCUUUAGGAAACAUUUGGCCGGAUAAACACACUUUUGUCCCGUGGAUAAUAGUGAACGGGGUAUCGUUGAGGAGCAAACAGGUGUUGAUCAACAAUCUGCCGUACCUUCUCUGUGACUGGUACACUGGAGACAAGGAGAUCCCGUUCUGUAGCUCGCAAAAGAAAAAAGGAUGCUCAAAAAAUGCUUUGAGAAACUACUAUCUAUCGAUGUAG
Molecule: messenger RNA, 684 nt
Organism: Angiostrongylus costaricensis
Lineage: Eukaryota; Metazoa; Nematoda; Chromadorea; Rhabditida; Metastrongylidae
Source: the annotation of a GenBank genome assembly